CAAACUACAGUUGAGGCUACCACGACCCAUUAAACCAACAAUAUUCAAACAAAAAACCCACCUUCAAAUUUUAUUUAUUUAUUUUGACACAUUCAAUUUUUCAAAUUUUAUAAACUUUUAAUAGUAUCACAUCAUUAUUUUUUCCACCCCUUUUUAUUAUAUUUUUAUUUUAAAGUUGUGUCUUUAAUAAUUGAUAAUAUGCACAGCUAGCUAACUGCAUCAUCUUUCUGUGAUCACAUGAAAGUUUUCUGCUGCUGCUUUUGUCAAUUGCUAUCUUCCUCAAAUUUAAACUGUACAAAAACAAUCAUCCUUUUCCCCUGAUUUUUAAACCAACCAAAAAGAUAAUAUUUACCCAAACCUACCCUAUUUAUUAUUUAUUUAUUUUAUCAUAUUCUUAUAAAUUCAUCUUUUCAUACAAAUAGUAGUCUUGCAAAAACAAAACAGUGGUCACAUUAUUAGUCAUUGAAGUAAAAAAAAAUUAUAGUCCAAGAUAACAAUGUCGCCGCAUAUGCAGAGAACUUUGCUCAAGGUUAUUGUCCUUGGAGAUAUUGCAGUAGGAAAGACUUCUCUAAUUACAAGAUACGUGCAAAAGAAAUUCAAUCAACAAUACAAAGCAACAAUCGGGGCAGAUUUUGUGACGAGGGAGUUGCAAAUUGAUGGCAAACUCGUUAGCCUUCAGAUUUGGGAUACAGCAGGGCAGGAAAGGUUUCACAGUUUAGGACCUGCAUUUUUCAGAGGAUCAGAUUGUUGUGUUUUAGUAUACGAUGUGAAUGAUCAAAGAUCGUUUGAAGCCCUCCAAACAUGGCGUGAUGAAUUCAUCAAACAGACAGAUAUCCCUGACCCAACUAAAUUUCCUUUCGUGGUCAUUGGAAACAAGAUUGAUCAAGAUGGUGGAGCCAAUCGCAAGGUGCAAGAGAAAAAAGCAAAGGAGUGGUGUGGGUCAAUAAAAUCAGGGCCAAAAUCAAGCGGCAUUCCUUAUUACGAGACUUCAGCAAAAGAAGAUAUAAAUGUAGAUGAUGCUUUCUUCAAUAUUGCCAUUGCUGCCUUAUCUCAUGAUCGUUCACAAGAAUUAUACUUUGAAAGUAUAACAGAAUCUGGUUCGUUAUCAGAAAUAGUCGAACCAAGAAGAAGUUGUCCUUGCUAAUCUAAUUUCUUCACGAUGCUUGUUCUACAUUCUAACUAUUAUCGGAAGUUAUUUGAUUCUUUUAAUUUAAAAUUUUAAAGGUAUACAUUUUGCUUGCGCCAUUAAUAAAUGGAAAAUGAAAAGAAAAAAAAUCUGUAAUUUGAUGUUAUUGCUAUUAUUUGUUAUCUUGACAGAUAAUGAAAAGUUACAACUGAUCCGACUAUAUUAUUUUUUGUAAUUGUACAUUCGAUAAUAAUGUCUAAUAUCAUGGGGAAGUGAAUAGCCUUAAAAGAAAAAAUCCCUAAAUAAUAUCUCUAAGUAAUUUAGAGCAUAUAUUAAUUUGAUCAUUGGUUAUAAAGUUGUUGGCCAAACAUAUUUUGUAACAAAUUUUUUCCCUAAGAAAGUGAAUAAGUAAAGGCAAGCUAAGUCAAGUAGUAAAAGGAACGAACACACACUAAGUAGUAGUACAAAUAAGAAUAGUGGAUUUUGUGGU
Chenopodium quinoa (quinoa) is the source of this 1616-nucleotide messenger RNA. Its product is annotated as ras-related protein Rab7-like. The transcript has 7 exons. Gene Ontology annotation, molecular function: GTPase activity; GTP binding. Gene Ontology annotation, cellular component: vacuolar membrane. The coding region runs from base 497 to 1144 and encodes 215 amino acids. NCBI's taxonomy places the organism in Eukaryota, Viridiplantae, Streptophyta, Magnoliopsida, Caryophyllales, Amaranthaceae. The record is from RefSeq and is a predicted model, not a curated record.